AUGCCGAUUUUACCUAAGGAGGAAACGGAGGGUGUCCGUACCCGAAGUCAACGCCAGCAGGAGACGGACCAGAGGAGGUUUGGUGGUGCAACGCCGCAGACGUCGGAGGGCCAACAGCUAGCCACGGAGACUGCGGGCCCGUCAGUAGCUCCUACAUCUGCAGCACCUGACUUAGGUGCUCUGAUGGCCAUGCUACAGGAGCAGCUGCAGCGCGGACGAGAGGAACAGGCCCGUCUGUUGAAAGAGCAGCAGGAGGAACAGGCUCGCCAGCAGGUGGAACAGGCACGCCGAUUGGAAGAGCAGCUGCGGGACGGACAGGAGGAACAGGCCCGUCGGUUGGAAGAGCAGAUGCUCCUCACGAAGGACCUUCACGCUACCUUCGGGAAGGAGAUAAAGGAGGUGAAGGAUAGGGUUGCUCAGCAUGACAACCGCCUGUCGGAAGCCGAAACCCAAAUCGUGAAAGCUGAAAACCGAAUCGAGAAAGCUGAAACCCGAAUCGACCAAGUAAACAAUCGGGUUGACAACGUAGUGGCUGACAUGAAGAAAUCACUAAACGACCUCAAACUUGGGGAUGGAACUACAGCUCCCGUAGUAGCUGCAGCACCUUCGCUACGUGGAUUCAAAGUGCCGCCGUUCGACGGGACCUCUUCCUGGUCGGCCUACAAAAUCCAGUUCGAGGCCGUCAUGGAGGCGAACGGCUGGAAUAAAAGCCAAGCCAUGACUGCACUCACCCUAGGCCUGCGUGACCAAGCCUUAACUGUGUUGGAAGCUCUCGGUAAGAAAGUGACCUAUGAGCAGCUUCUUGAGGCCUUGGAAGCGAGAUAUGGCGACGCUCAUCUGGAACACGUCUUUCGCGCGCAGCUUAAAGAUCGCGUGCAGCGCAGCAACGAGAACCUGCAGCAGUGGGCCCUUGAGGUGGAGAAGAUGGUUCGAAAAGCAUACCAGUCUGUACCUGCGCUCAUUGAAGGGAACCUGGUGCAGACAUUCAUCGACGGCAUCCGCGACCUUGAAGUCAGAGCUGCUGUGAGACUCGGGCACCACGACACGCUUAAGAACGCCUUGGCCCAUGCACUGGAGGUGGAAGCCGUGCGGCAGGAUCAUCGUUCCCAUCGCGUCAGGGAGGUUGCAGCAGCUACACUGCCCUAA
Molecule: messenger RNA, 1146 nt
Organism: Parnassius apollo (apollo)
Lineage: Eukaryota; Metazoa; Arthropoda; Insecta; Lepidoptera; Papilionidae
Source: the annotation of a GenBank genome assembly